UAUCUUAUUGUGGCUGUUUUCAUUUUCACUUUUGUGUACACGUUACUGUGUUUGUGUUUGUGUGGGUCAUAUGAUCUUCCCACAUGACACAGACGACUAUCAUAUCUUAUCUCUAGAUCUUAGUGAUAUGUAAUGGGUUCUAGUUUUUGGACUUAGAUAAAUUAUGUAGAUGAAUUAGACUCUAGUGGUGAACCUAGUACGGUACUUUCCAGGUUUGAGUUUGAUUAGAGGUGGAGUAAAGUUAUUAUUGCAAAGUUAUUGUUGUAUGUUAUUGUGAAAUCCAAACUGUGAAGUGGGUGCCCAGAACAAUUUUUUUCAACUGAUGAAAGAGAGAGAAGGAAGUACAAUAAUAAAACAUUACAUCAUGUCAGCACAUAAAAAGCUAAUGAUGGAAUACUUAUUCCUUAUAAUCAUCACAGUUAACCUAGGAAUUCAUAUCACAUCCUCUACAGAAACAAAGAGUAACACCUGCAGAAAUAAUGUGCAUGUUUACGACAAGCUGAAAAUCAAGCUGAAACUCCUUAUAUCAGAAUUCUCGCAGCCUAAACAGGUCUGGGUACAGAUAAUUGGACAGUUAUAUUCUAUUAUGGAUGAAACACCCCUAAGACCUGCGGUUAUAAUGGUGGUUGUUCCUCAAGAUACAAAACGAGAGAGUAUGUGUUUUGUUCAGCAUGUUUCUGAAAGUGUUGCUGCAGCAUUUGAUGAUUCAUCAUAUAUAGUCUACAAUGCCAAGAGUGAUAGUCACUUGGAUCCUUUUAUGAUGAAGCAAAUUUUGGAUAAUAAACUUCAACAACUGCAAAGUGUACACGUGGCAAUAAUCGAUGGCAUUGAGUCGAUCCCAGGCAACGCUUCAAUGAUUCUUCAUGGUUAUUGUGAUAAUGACAAUGCACCUUAUAAGCAGAGUCUCAUCUUCCUAAUACUCAAUUUAUCAAUACAAUACGCAACUCUACAAGAGGAAAAACUGGACAAGGUCGUCGAUGAGUACCUACACGAACUAUGGGGGACACAGCUCCGAGUAAAAGAUGUCUCUGCAUUAGUUGCCCGAGUUGCCAGCAUGCCCGUGCUUGUGCAGCCUGAGAAAGAAGAAAUUCUGGAUUGUUUGUGUCCACCUUGACUGCACAUUCUUUGUGACUAAGCGCAACCUUAGUGAGCAAUGUUAUAUUGUGAAUAAAAAUAUAUAUGGAAAAACUGAUAGACGAAUAGAUAGAUUGAUAGAUAGAUAAAUGAAUAGUUACAUAGAUAGAUAAAAACAUGUACUGAUAGAGAUGUACCUAUUUAGCCGAAAAAAAUAAAUAUACAUAGAAAAAAAGAUAAAUACUCUGAUAAAUGGAUUCACAAAGAGAACUAAAAACUUAUAUAUCUAUGCCUAUGUAUGUAU
Molecule: messenger RNA, 1378 nt
Organism: Penaeus vannamei (Pacific white shrimp)
Lineage: Eukaryota; Metazoa; Arthropoda; Malacostraca; Decapoda; Penaeidae
Product: torsin-1A-interacting protein 1
Biological process (GO): membrane organization
Cellular component (GO): membrane
Molecular function (GO): ATPase activator activity
Source: RefSeq, a predicted model, not a curated record